Eremothecium sinecaudum is the source of this 870-nucleotide messenger RNA. It is a transcript of the gene FES1, whose product is annotated as Hsp70 nucleotide exchange factor FES1. NCBI's taxonomy places the organism in Eukaryota, Fungi, Ascomycota, Saccharomycetes, Saccharomycetales, Saccharomycetaceae. The transcript has a single exon. The record is from RefSeq and is a predicted model, not a curated record. The coding region runs from base 1 to 870 and encodes 289 amino acids.
AUGGAAAAGUUACUACAUUGGUCUAUAGCAAGCGCACAGGGGGAUAAGGAUGCUGUGGAAAAGGCAGGUCAACCUGAUCCAAAGUUAUUACAACAGCUCUUUGGCGGUGGUCCAGAUGAGCCAGCAUUAAUGAAACAAGCUGUUCAGGUUAUUACAAAUCCUGAAGCUGAGCUAGAAAAUAAAUUAGUUGCGUUUGAUAAUCUUCAGAUGUUAAUUGAAAACUUAGACAAUGCUAAUAAUCUCGAAAAUUUGAGACUUUGGGAACCAUUAAUUGGUGUUUUAGAUAGUCCAGAAGCCGAAUUACGUGCAAAUACAUUAUGGGUUAUUGGUACCGCUGUUCAGAACAACGACAAAUCGCAAAAUAACUUUAUGAAGUAUAAAGAUUCUAUGAAGAAACUUGUUACUCUGGUGAACUCUCCGGAGGAGCAGGCUUCGGUAAAGGUUAAAGGGAUCUAUGCACUAUCGAAUUUGGUUAGGCACAAUAAGGUUGCACAUGACGAGUUUGUCUCAUGCGGGGGCAUGAAGUUUUUAAGUGAAUCUUUGAAGAAUAAAAGCUUAGAUCAAAAAGUUAAGAUGAGAUUAAUAGCUUUAUUGGCUGCUGUUACGACAUCUGUGGACAUUAAUGAAGAAUUCAUUGACAUGUUAAGGAAGGAGGAAAUCCUUUCAAAUGUUAUUCAUUUGCUGCAACCGGAUGCUAAUCUCUAUCUAAUAGAUAGAGUGUUGAACUUUUUGACGAUAUUAUUUGAUGCUAAAGUUACUUUAGCUGAUCAGGAAGGUGUUCAGUUGCGAGUAUUGUUUGAUGAGCUAGGGUCUGUUAAAGAUCAAUUGAACGAAGAUGACUAUCUCAGGGUACAACAAUUCCUAAAGUAA